Molecule: messenger RNA, 1869 nt
Organism: Huiozyma naganishii CBS 8797
Lineage: Eukaryota; Fungi; Ascomycota; Saccharomycetes; Saccharomycetales; Saccharomycetaceae
Gene: RSC9
Product: Rsc9p
Exons: 1
Coding region: 1-1869 (622 amino acids)
Biological process (GO): regulation of DNA-templated transcription
Molecular function (GO): DNA binding
Source: RefSeq, a predicted model, not a curated record
AUGAGUGUGAACAGUCAGAGCGGGAGUCCGCUGACCCAGCUUGGCGGAUCGGUGCUUGAUCUGAACGGGGCCCGGGUGAUGGGGGAAGCCGGCAUGGCGGACCGCGACUUCCAGUCCGUCGCUGCCAUCCCUAUCAAAGUGACCCGUGAGCAGUCGAGCGGGUCCGCGUUGGCCACCAUUAACGGUACAGCGGGUCAACCCAAUGGUGUCCUAGGCGGGUCCAGUGUAAGCGGCGGCAACUCUGCGGGCGGCGCGUCCAACAUCGGAAUCGGGAACGGUAACAAGUUUUCCAUCCAGUACUCCCUGGCGAACUUGAACGUCUUCCAGAAUUUACCCAAGGAGACGUCUAGGGGGAUAGACGAUCUUAAGAGGAUGGAGAUGGCUCUCGUGAGUGGGAUCCCAGAGGAGGUGAGUUGGGCUCUAAAGAAGUACCUCACGUACAGUAAUAAAGCUCCGUACAUGAUUGGCUUCAAAAAUAUGCCACAUUUGCUGCCUCUGUUCAAGAAAAUGAUAGUGGAUUUGAAACCCGUUAUUGAGACUUUCAAGGACCCAAUAGGUAACGACAAAGUGAUCUUGAGCAAGUUACAGACUGGGUUGAACAGUCUACUGAUUAUAAGGAACCUCGCUCAGGACACGGAUUGCAUUCAGAUCUUGGUCAAGGAUAGAGACAUCAAAGAUUUCAUGCUGUUUGUCCUGAUGAAAUACGAAUCUCAUAUUAACGCUAACUCUAGCGAUAGAUGGGAAGUCUUCCAACCAAACAACGCAUAUUUCAACGAAUUGAUUCACUACACUUUGGAUCUCAUGGAGGCAGUCUCGUCGUACAUUGCACCAGCACGGAAGGAUGAUCCGUUUUUUCAAACGCUGGUCUCAUUGCUGAAAUGGACAAAGGACAGAUACAUGGUCAUUUCAAUCCUGAGAUCGCUAUCCAGACUGCUAGUUAGGUCUAAGGAAGACGAGGAGAGUGCAGCGGACAACUUGGACCAACGGACUCUUACGCUUAUUGUCGCACAGUUGCUGAUUGAAAACGAUUCUGAGCUAAUAACAGCGUCCUUCGAUUUUCUGUACCAAUUUAUACUCCCAGGGAAUAGAAGAAUCACAGAAUUGUUUAGAGAUAGGGAACGGUUCACUAUUUUUGGUACUGUGCUACCUAGACUCUUAAGCUAUAACGUUAGGGUCCCGCAAUAUAAGAGCUUUGACAAUACCCCAAUAAGACUAGUGAAAAGAUUGAGGCCACCAGCGCCAACAGAGGCACCAGCAUUGGACCAGCAGCUAUUCACGAAGCUGUUAUGGUUAGAGGAACCUGCCAGGUCGACUGCCUGGCUCAGAUGCUGUUUUGAACCCGUCCAGGGGGCAGAGGUGACCCAAAUUGCUUUAUGGAAGGGCUACGAAUCCAAAUUUGGCUCUGCUGUUAGAGAGACCAGUAGGAAGAUGUUGCCCGCCGUGGAGUUUAUAAAAAAUGUUUCGAAUGCAUUUACUCACGCCUCGGCUAUGGUUAUCUUAGACCCGGCAACAGGAAAGAAAAGGUUCGUUAUUAGAGGUAUCCAGCCAAGAUCUAAACCAAUAAGCAUUGAAGAGGGGGAAUCCGCAUCCAGGACAACCCUGACUGGGAUACAAUCAAAGUUUAUUGGGGGUACAAGUCAAAUCAAAGAAUCACGCCAAGAAACGUUACCUGAAAUAAAGUUCCCAACACAGCUGUCGGAUGUAUCCAAUGCUGCUGCAACUUUCCUAUGUUUAAUAUCAAACGACACGAAAGGUGCAGGCAUGGAAGUAUGUCAGGCCAUUAAACCUCUGAUCGUACAUCAAUUAGCGGAUAUACCUCCAUUAAGUGCAGCACUGUCUGAAUAUAUGGAAAAUACUCCGACCCUAUAG